AUGGCUAUACCUUCUGCAAACCGGUAUGUGGCCUCCAGGCCCGUUGCUCUCGGUUUAGCGAAAUUGCUGCUGCUGGCUUGCACACAAAUACCCCUCAUCUCCGCUGCGCCUGCGGUGCUGUCGCCGUAUCAGGAUCAUGUUUCCGCCAGCUCCGAAUUCGAUCCCAAGCCUCCCAGUGACCCCAGCUUAUGGCUGUAUCUGGGUGUGGCGGCCGCACUCGUCCUGAGUGGAGGUGCGUUUGCGGGUUUGACGAUCGCAUUGAUGGGCCAGGAUGAGGUCUAUCUACAGGUCAUCAAAUCCUCCGGCGAUGUAUCCGAGCGCAAAAACGCAGCCAGUGUGCUGAGACUCCUCAAGAAGGGCAAGCACUGGGUUUUGGUGACACUUCUGCUCAGCAACGUCAUUACCAACGAGACUCUUCCCAUUGUUCUCGAUCGGUCGCUCGGUGGAGGCUGGCCCGCCGUAUUAGGCAGUACUGUUCUGAUCGUGAUCUUCGGCGAAGUCGUCCCCCAGUCGAUAUGCGUCCGUUACGGUCUCCCGAUCGGUGCGUGGAUGGCUCCCUGCGUCUUAGCGCUUAUGUACAUUCUGUCCCCGGUCGCCUGGCCGAUAGCCAAGUUGCUCGAUAGGCUCUUGGGAGAGGACCACGGCACCAUCUACAAGAAAGCGGGCCUGAAGACAUUGGUGACAUUACACAAGACUUUGGGCGAGGCUGGUGAACAGCUCAACUCCGAUGAGGUUACCAUCAUCAGCGCCGUGCUGGAUCUCAAGGAGAAGUCGGUCGGAAGCAUCAUGACGCCGAUGGAAGACGUCUUCACCAUGUCUGCGGAUACCAUCUUGGAUGAGGAAACCAUGGACCUCAUCCUUUCUCAAGGAUAUUCUCGUAUUCCUAUCCAUGCUCCCGACAACGACUUGAACUUCGUCGGCAUGCUCCUGGUGAAAAUGCUGAUUACCUACGACCCCGAGGAUUGCAAACGUGUGCGCGACUUUGCUCUGGCGACCCUUCCCGAGACCCGUCCGGAAACCAGCUGUUUGGACAUUGUCAACUUCUUCCAGGAGGGGAAGUCCCAUAUGGUACUGGUCUCCGAAUACCCUGGCGAGGAUCGUGGAGCAUUGGGAGUCGUUACCUUGGAAGAUGUGAUUGAGGAACUGAUCGGCGAGGAAAUUAUCGAUGAGUCCGAUGUCUUUAUUGACGUACAUAAAGCCAUUCGACGAAUGACACCUGCCCCGAAGUCUCGCGUGCCGAAAGGCCGCAUCGUGGAAGACCCCCCUAUGCUUCCUCCCGCGGCUCAAGGGGAACUAAUCGAGACCAAUGGUGAGUCCCGGAUGCAUUCCACCGACCGUCGUCGGAGUUCCGUCGAAGCACCUCCGCCUCGCUUCCAGAUGCGUCUUCACACCUCCGAUAAGAAUUCCGACUCGACCGACGGUUUCCUCACCCAUCGAGGGACCACUGAUGAGAUCCGCGAGCACCUCAAGCAUCUGGGGCCGUCCAACCUGGCGAGUCGUCCUCGGCAAACUCGCUACCAAAAUGUGAAGAUCAAGCGCGCGAUUAGCUCUCCUACCCGAUCGGCAUUCACCGACGUAGACUCCGGUCAGAGCACCUCCGGCUCACAGACCCGACAACCCAACUCUGUCGGCUUGGCCGGCGGCAUAGGAGCUGGACUCCUACAAUCCGGCAUGGAUGCCAGAGAUGGCGCUCACGCGGUGAAACUGGGCUACGGUACCAUGAACAACUGGAUUGCAGACAACGAAACCGGUUCCACCCGGGACGGGCACCAAGUCUCAAUACCGGAAGCCGUUCAUGAAGAGCAGGAUGACCACCAACCGCGGUCAAGGAAUAGUGUUGCCGCGAGUACCGAGUCGUCGGACACACCUAACCAGCCCGGGGAACGGACGAGGACAGGCAGCGGUUACAUCCAUAAAGGCCCCGCCCGCAGUGGCAGCAUCACCGAGCAAGUUGUCGACGUCAAUGGCGUUCGCAAGGUUGUCCUCCAGACCACCAGCAGCAACACCACCACCGACGAUGAUGCAUCUAUAGCCAAGUUCCCUGUCCGCAAAAACGGCCAAAUCAUCGACUUGUCCCAGGACGAACAAUCCCCCACCUCGCGAGCAAAUGGGUCUAAGAAGAAGAAGCGCCAUCGCAAACACAAGUCAAACGCAAAAUCUUCCGACGGUCGUGCGGAUGAAGAAGCACCUCUCCUGUCGAGGUGA
Molecule: messenger RNA, 2205 nt
Organism: Aspergillus clavatus NRRL 1
Lineage: Eukaryota; Fungi; Ascomycota; Eurotiomycetes; Eurotiales; Aspergillaceae
Product: putative DUF21 and CBS domain protein (Mam3)
Exons: 4
Coding region: 1-2205 (734 amino acids)
Biological process (GO): magnesium ion homeostasis
Cellular component (GO): intracellular membrane-bounded organelle
Source: RefSeq, a predicted model, not a curated record